This is a messenger RNA of Ornithodoros turicata, 882 nucleotides long. RefSeq lists its product as uncharacterized. The transcript is spliced from 3 exons. The record is from RefSeq and is a predicted model, not a curated record. The coding region runs from base 107 to 775 and encodes 222 amino acids. NCBI's taxonomy places the organism in Eukaryota, Metazoa, Arthropoda, Arachnida, Ixodida, Argasidae.
GUGCGCGUGAUCAAAGGAGCCGUCGCGGUCGCGUGCAUCAGCUGCUCGUCCCAAGUAGUAGUCAUUCGAUAUUCGAAAGCAGGCCACGCAAGCAUCCCGGAGUUGCAUGAUGGAGAACCCCCAAGCCGCGACGGUGGCACCUCCGCCUAUGAACCGCUGUGUCUCCACACAGUCACAGUGCGUCGAAGUCAUCUGCCAGAAGUGCAAAUCUGAGGUGGGACCCUUGGAAGGAGGCCCGCCAGUGCAGCGCAAGAGCCAGGUUCAGGAUGACUCGUCUGACAGCACCAGUGAAACUACAGACUCCUCUGAUGACUCGUCCAAGGCUGCAUCGCUGCUGAAUGCCGGCGACGCGCGUGGCUACGGCGAUUUCGUCAACGAAGACGCCUGGCUCGACCGCAUGCUUGAACAACUUGGUCUUCCACGAGCAGAGUUCCAGGAAGGAGCCCCACAUAUUUCUGCAGGCACUAUGCCGACCCAAGAGGCUUCUAUGGAUCCGGAGAAGGACCUCAAUGACAUGGCAGCCGAAGAGAGCUACCACAAGGAGAUGCGCGACGUGCUCUGGACAAUUGUAUCUCUGAAACUUGACGACAUGCGUCUGGCUACCUCCCAGAUGCGAGCCGCCUGGAAGUCGUACGUGCGCAACACGAAGAUCGUUGAUGAAAUGCUGCAGAACAAGGAACGUACAGUACGAUCGCUUAAGGAGCAACUGACACAACUCAAGGUGGAAAACAAGAGCCUGAAGGAAAGAAUAUGCGACGCCUCCGCUAACCUAUGAAGCGAUGAGAGCAAAGGUCGUAAUCAUUCGCAACUAGCUUUUGGGGUUUGAGAUUGUAUUUGUGCUUUCCUAAUAAAUGUAAUGUGCGGGUUCCCCACUCGUGCGAA